GAACGCGGCCAUCUUGUUGUGUUUUGGGCCGAGCUGAAGCGGCAGCAGAGAGAGACGGAGCGCAGGCUAAUAAACGCAAACACCAACAAAGUACACACGGCAAGCAAACAAGUGCAGCAGACAGCAACAGCAAGACCGGGGCACAGCAGGUUGGACCCCGUGGUGUCCUGAGGAGCUCCAGGCGGAGGGCAGUCUCUCCGCGGCCCUUCUGUCCCCCGGAGCCCGGAAUGUGCGCUCGAUGUGGGGGAAGGCGCGCUGUACCGCUCCGCUGCUGCUCAUCGCGCUGCUGAGCGCCAUCAUCAUGGAGCCGCCGGGCACAGGUGGGCGGGUAGCUGUGGCACGGCUGCUCUCAGAGCAGCGCUGCAAUCCCGGGCAGUUCGCCUGUCGCAGUGGGAAGAUGCAGUGCAUUCCCCUGGCCUGGCAGUGUGACGGCUGGACUGCCUGCGAGGAUAAAAGUGACGAAUUGGAUUGUCCACCUAUGAAGGAGGCACGGUAUCGUUAUGGAAACAGCUUUGAGCAGGUGGAAGAUGUGAUGGGUGUGGCUCAGCCAGUACGCUUCAACAAGAAGUGUCCAAGCGGUUGGCAUCACUACGAGAAAACGGCGAGCUGUUAUAAAGUAUAUCUGCGGAAUGAGAACUACUGGCAGGCAGUGGAAACGUGUCAGAGAGUGAACGGCUCGCUUGCCACCUUCGUCACCAAUGAGGAGCUGCAGUUCAUCCUCAAGAUCGAGAUGGACUUUGACGAGAAAGUGUGUGAACGCAAAGACCAGUGCAAUUUUUGGGUGGGGUAUCAGUACGUCAUCACUAACCAGAGUCGCUCCCUGGAGGGCCGCUGGGAGGUGGCCUACAAAGGUUCUUUGCAGGUGUUCCUGCCCCCAGAGGGUUUGACCAGUUUUUCGGAGGUCAGCCCGACACAGGAGAGCGUGUUCUGCGCUCAGCUUCAGCGCUUCCAAAACAAAAACAUUAACGAGCACGGUCUGCACAGCUGGCACGCUGAGAACUGUUAUAAGAAGUUCCCCUUUCUCUGCAAGAGGAGGCAGACAUGCGUGGAUAUAAAAGAUAACGUGGUCAGUGAGGGUUACUACUUCACUCCUAAAGGAGAUGAUCCGUGUCUGAGCUGCACCUGCCAUGAUGGAGAGCCCGAGAUGUGUGUGGCUGCACUGUGUGACCGACCGCAGGGGUGCACACACUUCCGCAAAGACCCCAAAGAGUGCUGCAAAUUCACCUGUCUAGAUCCAGACGGCAGCAGCCUGUUCGACUCCAUGGCCAGUGGGAUGCGUCUGAUCGUCAGCUGCAUCUCGUCCUUCCUCAUCCUCUCCCUGCUGCUCUUCAUGGUGCACCGUCUGCGGCAGCGUCGGCGAGAGAGGAUUGAGACGCUGAUCGGAGGAAACCUGCAUCAUUUUAACCUGGGCCGGCGCGUGGCCGGGUUCGAUUAUGGUCCGGAUGCAUUUGGGACGGGCCUGACGCCGCUGCACCUCUCUGAUGAUGGAGAGGGCGGGGCUUUCCACUUCCAGGAGCCGCCACCCCCUUAUGCUGCGUACAAAUACCCCGACAUCCAGCACCCAGACGACCCACCCCCUCCGUAUGAGGCCUCAAUCAACCCUGACAGCAUCCUAUACGUGGACCUCGGCCGGACCGGGCUGAAUCUAUCUGCCACUCAGAUGGGAGGAGAAGGGGGCAGCCUCUGCAGAGCUCUCCAGGUGCCACCACCAGUACCUCCUCCACGACCAGACCACGUCCUGGAGGAGAGGGCGGAGUCUAUUGACAGCAAUACCCUGCUGGUGGCUCCAGACUCACCCACAGAGACACAUGACAUCACCCACAGCUCUGCCUGUGAUUCCUCCUGCCCCACCUCCCUCAGCACUGUGGUGUGAGGAGCAGGAAGGGGCGGGGCUUCUGGGGCGGAGCUUUUUAACAGUUCAAGAACAGUAUGAACGGACUGAGCGUGCUCACAAAGGAAACACUACAGACUCGAACACUAGAGCAUGAUGGGAUUGGGGGGGGGGGCAGGGAUUUUGAGCACAGGGGCUUUUCAGAGGUUUGGCCUCCAGCUUGCUAUGUAAAUACAGUCAGGUCUCCUUAGUUUACCAUUUUUUAUUGUUUUCGUCUGAGCAUGUGGCACUGGCGCCCCCUGCUGGAUCCUGAACAAAUUACAUUCUGAAGCUUGUUUCUACACCUGGAAUAUUUUUUUGCAGCUCUGACCAGACUGACCCAGACUGACCCAGACUGACCUGCCCAUUCAAACCCCGCUAAAGCUAACAUUGACCCAGCUAAGGCUAACACUGACCCUGCCUUCUGCUGCAUCUCCUGACCUUCACACUGUCUCCAUCCGUUCUCCUGGUCCUCCUACUGACCCUCCACCUGGGACAACCUGUUUCUGGAAAAGAGCCUCAACAUCUGCAUGCUACAUCUCUUUCUACAUUACAUCCACCUCAGGUGAAGAGCACAGUGGAAUUGUGAGCGCUCUGGAGCUUUAUGACUUUGGAUUUUUGGCUGUGGAGGUCUGGAGAGUUCUAGAGCUUUGAAGCUUCAGCUCCAGAGUUAUAUAACUUUGGAUCAUUGCUUCUGGAGCUUUGGAAAUUUGACAGGGAGGUACAUAAAAGUUUAACUGAAUUGAUUGACACAAAUUUUUAACUUCAGAAUCUGCACUGAUUCACACAGGAGACUCCAACGCUGCAGCAUUCAGAGCAGCUUUCAAGCAGUUUUGAAGAUCUGGAGCUUUUUGAAGCAGUCUGAAUGAGCUAUGUGGAGUCAUGCUGUAAUGCUGAUCAGGACCUGAAUGGCUGAAUCUGAAGCCCCUCUCAUCUCCCCUGACGUUGUGCGGUAGGAGUUAGGAAGCGCUCUGUAUGUCCAGCUGCACAAACGCUGCUGAAGCCCAAACCGCUGUUUGUCUGCGCUGUUCAGAUUCAGGAGCCUAGCCUAUAUUCUGGGCUCUGUUUUGUGCACUUGGGAGCAGAGAGCCAUUUGGGAUGGAGCCGCAGAGUCUGGUCUGGUGUGUGAUGAAUGAGUUUUAAUGUUGAUUUGUGUGUUUUAGAAAAACGUUGUUGUAGUUGUUUUGAUGUUUGUUACAGACGGUUCAGCAUUUUUUUGUUACUUGUAGGUAAGUGUACAUAUAUUUACCCACGAUUAUGAUGGAUUUUCAGAAUUUCUCAAGUUUUGGGCAGGAGGGUAACUUGCCCCUCACUUCCCUUUCCCAUUUUUAGAAAUGAUUAUAAUACUUAUAAAGGACUAUUUGCGGUAAUGAACUGUGUGCUCAGUGAAGACUCUGAUAUGUGAUUAUUGUUAAAGAGUUUUCAACAGAAAUGAGUCUUUUUCUCUUAAACGUCCCUUUGUGAUUCAAAGUUAGAUUUUUGUUUCUCCGGUUUAAAAGUUCCUGUAUGAGAUGGAUUUUUGUUUCUCCGGUUUAAAAGUUCCUGUAUGAGAUGGAUUUUUAUUUCUUUAGUUUAAAAGUCUCUGUAUGAGAUGGAUUUUUUUUUUUCAGUUUAAAAGUCCCUGGUUUUGUGGAAUUAUGGAUGCUGAUUGAUUUGUAAGAAAGCAGAAAAUCACAAAUUGGACUUUGACAAUCAUUUCAGGGGUGUUUGGCUUUCUGAACCACGGGCUGGACUGGCACCAGCACUGAAACGAUGGACAUUUUCCCUCCAGCUGCCCUGUUUACUGUCCAUCACUCUUGACACUACUGUUCUGCGCUACAUCCUCCGACCGUUCAGCUCAGACAAUCUUCAGCGGACAGUGUUUUUCCUCUGUGGUGGUGAUGAAGUGGACAGCGCUGAUGGUCUGUACAAAACUGAGAGUCACUAAAGCAGUUUUAAACUUUGUUUUCAUAGCUGCUGUGCAUGUUUUCGCUCUUUUGGCAUGUAGAGUUUUAUUCUGUCCGGUUCCCCCACCGCUCAGCCGCAGAAACAUUUGAAGUAGAUCAUUUGUAGUGAUGCAACAAAAGAAAUGUUUAAUAUAGAAAUGCUGCAAUUGAUGAGUUUAAUGUCCAUUUUAUUUGUUUUUAAUGUAAUUUUUUUGGUUUUUGUUUGGUUUUGUUUUUGUCAGGGGUUUCACGUUUUACUCUGAUAUAGAUGUACAUCUAAUCAAAAGCCAAAUAAACUCCAGUGAAGGACGGUGAAGGC
Messenger RNA from Pygocentrus nattereri (red-bellied piranha), 4114 nucleotides. It is a transcript of the gene dgcr2, whose product is annotated as DiGeorge syndrome critical region gene 2. Gene Ontology annotation, cellular component: membrane. Gene Ontology annotation, molecular function: protein binding. The record is from RefSeq and is a predicted model, not a curated record. NCBI's taxonomy places the organism in Eukaryota, Metazoa, Chordata, Actinopteri, Characiformes, Serrasalmidae. The coding region runs from base 239 to 1873 and encodes 544 amino acids. The transcript has 11 exons.